Messenger RNA from Magnolia sinica, 1569 nucleotides. RefSeq names its product probable disease resistance protein At4g27220. The record is from RefSeq and is a predicted model, not a curated record. NCBI's taxonomy places the organism in Eukaryota, Viridiplantae, Streptophyta, Magnoliopsida, Magnoliales, Magnoliaceae. The transcript has a single exon. Gene Ontology annotation, molecular function: protein binding. The coding region runs from base 1 to 1569 and encodes 522 amino acids.
AUGGGAUUGAAUCAGCUGCCAGAGGAAGGCAUGUGGGAAUCGACGAAGAGAGCUUCAUUCAUCCAAAACAAGAUAAGAAGGUUGCCAGAUCGCAUGGUGGGAUGCUCUCAGCUAUCAACUUUGCAUUUACAAAGCAAUCCUCUCAAAGAAAUCCUAGAAGGAUUCUUUACAGGGUUGCAAGCACUUAGAGUCUUGAAUUUAAGUGAGACUUCCAUAAGAUCAUUGCCACUUUCUCUUACAGAACUGAGACAGCUUCGUGCAAUUUUUCUAAGAGAUUGCACUUUUCUAUCAGAGUUACCACCAAUGGGACGACUCACGGAACUCCAAACACUUGAUCUCUCUGGCACCCAAAUCAGCGAACUGCCUAGUGAGAUAGGACAAUUGGAUAAACUAAAGCAAUUGUAUCUAUCUCGCACACUCAAUUUAGAAAGAAUUAAGGCCGGUACAGUAUCAAGGCUGUCCAUUUUGGAGGUAUUCGACGUGUCUUUGAGUGCUUACAUCUGGGAUGUCAAACAGAAGGCUGAUGAGGGAAGAUCAACGAUUGAGGAACUGUCAUCUCUCAGGUUCUUGUCUGUUCUUUACAUCAGGAUACACAGCAUUGCUUGUCUUGCCUUAGAUUUCAGUUGGUUGAAAUGGUUGAGAAGAUUCCACAUAUGCAUUGGUCCAAGAACCUACGUUUCGAAAUACUCGCCAAUGUGGAACAAUGAAAGAAGCACAAUUAUGAGCGGUGUUGAUCUCUCAGGGAAAGGGGCUGACGUGUUGUUGAGCAGCACAACUGCACUAGUGUUGGGUUCAUGUAAGGGCCUAAACAGCAUAUCUGGAUUAGUUCAGAAGAGCAAUUUCAAUCUUGCAACCCUAAAAUUAGUUCGGAUUGCAGAUUGUCGUGGGAUCACCAGUGUAAUAAAAGGAGAAGAUGUACACGGUAGCAUAUUACCAAAUUUGGAGGAACUGGACCUGGUUUGGCUCGGGAACUUGACUUGCAUUUGGGAAGGAGUGGUUCCGAAUGGAAAAAGCCUCAGGAAAUUAAGGGCAUUGCGAGUGGGUGGCUGUCCAUUGACUAGUCUUAUUGCUUAUGAUCUUCUUCCACAGCUGGAAAACCUUGAAAAGAUCAAGGUAAGCUCCUGUUAUAACAUGUGGGCGAUAUUUGAAGAAAAGGAGGUUGAAGUAACGAAACUUAAUGGAGAAAGCCUUGGGAAAUUAAGAACCACAAAAGUGGACAAUUGUAAGCCGUUGAAAAGUCUCAUCUCCUAUGAUCUUCUUCAGCAAUUAAAGAACCUUGAAGAGAUCAAGGUAAGAGACUGUUCUCAGAUGGAGGAGAUAGUCACAACCAAGGAGGUGGCAGAUGGACAAGCAUCGGAUAUCAUCAGGGAAGAGGGAAAUGCAAUUCCAAGGCUAGGGAUUUUGAAACUCUUUAGCCUUAAAGAAUUAAUACAUGUUUGCAAGGAGGCACUGCCAUGGCAGCAUAUUGAAGUGAGUGAUUGCCCAAUGUUACAAAAGGAUUCUCAGUCUGUCGCUCGUCCCAGUUUCUUGGAAGAUAUUCACAGGUUCUUAAUUCCAAAUGGGGAAUGA